Ooceraea biroi (clonal raider ant) is the source of this 3727-nucleotide messenger RNA. RefSeq names its product topoisomerase 3-alpha (gene Top3alpha). Gene Ontology annotation, biological process: DNA topological change; DNA recombination; DNA repair. Lineage: Eukaryota; Metazoa; Arthropoda; Insecta; Hymenoptera; Formicidae. Gene Ontology annotation, cellular component: RecQ family helicase-topoisomerase III complex; nucleus; chromosome. The record is from RefSeq and is a predicted model, not a curated record. Gene Ontology annotation, molecular function: DNA binding; zinc ion binding; DNA topoisomerase type I (single strand cut, ATP-independent) activity.
AACGCCGAUACGCGUGCUCCUUUUUUACUAAAAGAAUAAAAAUCGUAAAUGUUUCAUUUACCUCGAUAUAUAAAAUGUUUUUUAUAUAUCGAGUUGAUGAUUUAUAUUACUUCACGCGGUAAAUCUGAAGAGUCUCUUCUUUUACAUUCAACUCGAUAGAUAAAUUGCUACUGAUAUAUCGAUGCUGUACGUAUUCAAAAACGUGAAGAUUACCGAAGAUUACGGAACACAUAACCUACAAUUGAAGUUGACAAUGGCAAGAGUCGUGUUAUGGCUCUUCUUAAAUUUGUUAAAUCGCAUAAUAUUGCAUUAUUAAAUCGUAUAAUAUCUUGUAAUCUGACACUUAAAAGUGCAGUUAGCAGUUUCUUUAAACCGAGUGUUUCUUGUUUGGUGAUAAGGUGGUACUGUUCACAGCACACCAUGAAAGUCCUCAAUGUUGCCGAAAAGCACGACGCUGCUAAAAAUAUCGCUGGUUAUUUAUCACGCGGUACCGGUAGAAAGAGAGAGGGUUUAUCCGUCUACAAUAAAAUCUUUGACUUUAAUGUACAAUUAUGGGGCCAAAAUUGCCAAAUGGUGAUGACAUCUGUGUCUGGUCAUUUAUUAAAUCACGAGUUUGUGGGAGCGUAUCGCAAAUGGCAGGGCUGUCAUCCGUUAAGCUUGUUUGAUGCUCCAGUAUCCAAACAAUGUCCUGAAGAUUACGUAAAAAUCAAGAAAACCUUGGAGCGAGAAAUACGAUCUUGCAACGCGCUGAUUGUUUGGACAGAUUGUGACAGAGAAGGCGAGAACAUAGGCUUCGAGAUUAUACAGGUCUGUCAAGCAAUCAAACCUAAUAUUCGUAUAUACAGAGCAAAAUUUUCGGAAAUUACGAGACAAUCUGUCGAUAGGGCUCUGCACACUUUGCAGGAGCCAGAUAAGGCAAUGAGCGAUGCUGUAGACGUAAGAAGCGAACUAGAUUUAAGAAUUGGUGCUGCAUUCACGAGGUUUCAAACCUUGAGAUUGCAAAAAGUCUUUCCUAAUACACUUGGAGACAUGCUCAUCAGUUACGGAAGUUGUCAAUUUCCAACGCUUGGAUUUGUGGUCGAGAGAUUCUUAGCUAUCGAUCAGUUUAAAUCCGAGCCAUACUGGAAGAUAAAAGUGACCGACGAUCGCGACGGCAUAUGUGUAGAGUUCAGAUGGAGCAGAGUACGAUUAUUCGAGAAGAUGCCUUGCCAGAUCUUUCUGGAUAUGUGUUUGGAACGGCCAGAAGCUACGGUGGAGAAAGUAACGUCCAAACCGAAGAGUAAAUGGAGACCGUUGCCUCUAGACACUAUUGAACUGGAGAAGCAAGGCUCCCGUAAAUUACGUCUAAACGCGAAGGAAACGAUGAGGAUAGCGGAGAGAUUGUACAUCCAGGGUCUCAUCAGUUAUCCACGCACGGAAACCAAUAUAUUUCCAAAGGAAUUAAAUCUGGGAUCGUUAGUGGAGCAACAAGUGAACAAUGAGGCAUGGGGUGGCUUUGCGCGGGGUUUAUUGGGCACCGGAAUAUCUCCCAGGCAAGGGAAGAAAAGUGAUCAAGCGCAUCCCCCUAUUCAUCCAACUAAAUACACUGACACUUUGCAAGGAAACGAAGCGCGAGUCUACGAAUUCGUGGUGCGGCAUUUCUUGGCUUGCCUGUCGAAGAACGCGGAGGCUCGGGAAACGACGGUGGAAAUCAAUAUAGCGGGGGAAAAAUUCACGGCCAACGGUCUGGAAAUCAUAGCGAGGAAUUAUCUCGAUGUGUACAUAUACGACAAGUGGGAGAGCAAGCAGAUUCGCGCGUACGAACAGAGGCAGGUCUUCAGGCCGACCAGCAUAGAUAUGGUGGAGGAGAAGACCUCGCCACCGAGUUUAUUAACUGAAGCUGAAUUGAUCGCGCUGAUGGACAAGCACGGCAUUGGUACGGAUGCCACUCACGCCGAGCAUAUCGACACCAUCAAGUCCAGACAAUACGUGGGGUUGCCGGACAAUCAGCAUUUUAUGCCGGGCAAGUUGGGCAUCGGUCUGGUCAUGGGUUACGACAACAUGGGUUUCCAGAUGUCCAAGCCACACCUGCGCGCAGGCCUCGAAAAGGAUUUACAACUGAUAUGUCAGCGACAGAAAGAUCCAGGUGAGGUAUUACAGGACCAGAUUAAUACAUACCGCGAAGUGUUCAGGGUGGCGAUGGAACGCGCGAACCUGAUAGACGACGCUUUGGCACGCCACCUCGACGAGAGGCCCAUUCAAACCGAGCAAGCGCAACUGGCACCAGCAGGGGACAUCACUAUCUUCAAAUGCCCGAAAUGCGGCUCUAACAUGGUCUUAAAGGACAGGAGGCAAGGAAGAGGGAAGUACAUCAGUUGCAUGGGCUAUCCGUCGUGUACCAAUGCGAUCUGGUUGCCAGAGGCUGUGGAGGAUGUCGAGAUCCUGAACGAAACGUGUACUCAGUGUACGGGAAACAUGCGGAAAUUACGAUUCAAAUUAGUUAGGAAUGUGAUACCUUUGUACGGUACUUCUUACACGACUUGCAUAGGCUGUGAUACUACGUUCAAUGAAAUGUUGAAUAUAAAAGAGGAUUGCGUGAGGCAAACUGGAAGAGCGGCACUUACCGAUCACCAUAACACGAGGGACAACUCGUCGGGCACAACGUUUACCACGACCACAUCCCAGUCGCAAAAUGCUCGGCAACAACGGCCAACAAUUUCCGGCAAUAUGCGGUAUCCUGCUUCAAGUAGAGGCUAUAGCGGCUCGAUCGGAACUUCCAGCACAUCCGAUAGACGCGCGCAAAACCAACCGAGUAGAGCAAAUAAGCCAAACACCGGCAGUAGAAGCGCGACGGUAUCGGACGAUGAAGACUAUAGUUCGUGGAUUAGUACGAAUGACUUUAACAGCUCGGAGAACAGAUCAGGCCAGUCUAGAAAUCCUCGUAACACGAACAACAGAACUAAUACGUGGGGUAAUAUUGACAACGACGCUGAGGUCAUGUGUAACUGUCACGAAACCGCGAUCCAGUUAACAGUAAGGAAGGAAGGCCCGAAUAAAGGACGCCUGUUCUACAAGUGCGCUAAACCACAAGGCACCGGCUGCGACUUUUUCUUGUGGGCAACCGAUAGCGUUGAACCCCGGGGUAACACGACGAGCGACGAUUCAAGCUGGACAUCCAGUGUAAAUAGAAACCACGGAAGUGCCGGUUCGCUUCCUCGCGGUGGUGGUGCCUCUAAUAACGAUUGGGGAAACGCGUCGACGAGCAGUGUUACAUGCCACUGCGAUCAACCUGCUCGAAAGUUGACGGUUCAAAAAGAUGGUCCUAAUAAGGGACGACAAUUUUACGGAUGUCCAAAAGGCAUGAACUCCACUUGCAACUUCUUCAAGUGGGCGGACGAGGACGACGCUGAUAAUGAAAAUACAGAUUGGAGCAAUUCUGCUGCGGCUAGAAGAGGGAACCAAACGCGUAAUAGAGGUGGAGGCAGUGCUCCUAAAAGGCCCAGACUCGCUGGCGGCGGGAGAAAGUGUGGAAUCUGUGGAAUCGAAGGUCAUACAAGGACUAGAUGUCCAGAAAAUAUGAGGGAUUGACGAACGUACUUCUUUUGACACAAUAUUGUAAAUAUUGUACAGUUAAUAUUUGAGACUGGAGUUAUAAAAAGCCUAAUUAGAAGGAAACAGUGUCAGAAAUGGCUUUUUUCUAAGACUUAAUUAUCAUUAUCUUCAUAAGUACAUAUUCAUAAGGACAGAA